This is a messenger RNA of Arabis nemorensis, 1797 nucleotides long. The record is from the annotation of a GenBank genome assembly. NCBI's taxonomy places the organism in Eukaryota, Viridiplantae, Streptophyta, Magnoliopsida, Brassicales, Brassicaceae.
AUGAACUCUCUGUUCAUCUCCAUCCGCCGUAUCCUCCCCUUAAACCCUAAUCCUCACCACCACUUCCUUCUUCACAAAUUCUUAUCAUCUCGCCGUUCAUCGCCGCCUAUUCCUGUCGAGCCUCUAAUCCAAUGGUUACAAUCACCCGCCGCACCCGAUUCCACAUAUACUCCGACGCAUCAAAUCACCGUCCCUGAUCUCUCCACUAUAUCGAAUCUUCUCGAAAAACCUAAUGUUAGACCCGGUUCGAGUCUCGUGACCGCUCUGGACGAAACCGGAAUCGAACCGAGCAUUGAGUUGGUUCAGACGCUAUUCGAUCGGUUAAGUUCAUCGCCGAUGUUGCUCCACUCGGUGUUCAAAUGGGCGGAGACGAAACCUGGGUUUACACUUUCCUCUUCGCUGUUUGAUUCUGUUAUCAAUGCUUUGUGUAAAGCUCGUGAAUUUGAGAUUGCUUGGUCUUUGGUUUUUGAUCGUGUGAGAAGUGAUGGAGGAUCGGAUUUGGUUUCUGCUGAUACGUUUGUUGUUUUGAUCAGACGGUAUGCUCGUGCUGGUAUGGUGCAACAAGCGAUACGGGCUUUUGAAUUCACUAAAAGUUAUGAACCGGUUUCGAAAUCAGCUUCGGAAGUUAAGUUGCUUGAGGUAUUGUUAGAUGCUCUUUGUAAAGAAGGACAUGUUAGAGAAGCUUCAAUGUAUUUGGAGAGAAGACGAAGUAUGGAUUCAAAUUGGGUGCCUUCGGUUCGGGUUUUCAACAUUUUACUGAAUGGAUGGUUCCGUUCAAGAAAACUGAAGCAGGCAGAGAACCUAUGGGCGGAAAUGAAAGCGAUGAAUGUGAAACCGACUGUUGUCACUUACGGUACUAUCAUAGAAGGGUAUUGUAGGAUGCGUCGUGUUGACAUUGCUAUGGAGGUUCUUGAAGAGAUGAAGAUGGCAGAAAUGGAGCUCAAUUUUAUGGUCUUUAAUCCCAUAAUCGACGGUUUAGGAGAAGCGGGUCGGUUAGAAGAAGCGCUAGGAAUGAUGGAAAGGUUCUUCGUUUGCGUAUCGGGUCCUACCAUAGUGACUUAUAAUUCACUUGUGAAGAAUUUCUGCAAGGCUGGAGAUUUAUCUGGUGCUAGCAAGAUACUCAAGAUGAUGAUGAAUCGAGGCGUUGAUCCUACCUUGACUACAUACAACCAUUUCUUCAAGUAUUUCUCAAAGCAUAACAAAACCGAAGAAGUCAUGAACUUGUACUUUAAGCUGAUUGAAGCUGGACAUAGUCCAGAUCGGUUUACAUACCAUUUGAUCUUGAAAAUGCUGUGCGAGGAUGGGAAGCUAAGCUUGGCGAUGCAAGUGAACAAAGAGAUGAAAAACAGAGGAAUCGAUCCCGACUUAUUAACAAGCACGAUGCUGAUUCAUUUGCUCUGUAGACUCGACAUGUUCCAAAAAGCAUUCGAAGAGUUUGAGAACACUGUGAGACGAGGGAUCAUUCCACAGUACAUCACAUUCAAGAUGAUCGAUAACGGGUUGAGAUCGAAAGGGAUGACCGAGAUGGCGAAGAGACUAUCGAGUUUAAUGUCGUCUCUUCCUCACUCGAAGAAGCUACCAAAUACAUACAGAGAAGCGGUAGAUGCACCGCCUGAUAGAGCGAGAAGGAAGUCUAUAUUACAUAGAGCAGAAGCAAUGUCUGAUGUAUUGAAGGAUUGCCGAAACCCGAGAAAACUCGUGAAGAUGCGUGGAUCGCCUAAAAAAGCUAAUCUUGAAGACGAAAACUCGAUAGAUGAUCUAAACGAACGAUAUAGAGAUGCAGGGGAUUUUGAGUGA